This is a messenger RNA of Rhizophagus irregularis DAOM 181602=DAOM 197198, 1392 nucleotides long. RefSeq lists its product as uncharacterized. Lineage: Eukaryota; Fungi; Glomeromycota; Glomeromycetes; Glomerales; Glomeraceae. The record is from RefSeq and is a predicted model, not a curated record.
AUGACUCAUAAUGAAUACCUCAUUGGCACUUGCUUUAGCUGUAAAAAAUGUCUCUAUUGUGGAGCUGAACUUAGUAUUCAGAAAAAAAUGUGUUUAUGUGAUAAAACUAUAAAACCACACAAAAAUAACCGAACUGAUAAAGUAAGAAAUGUAUUCUCUCGAAUUUUAAAACCUGACUUGCCACCCAAACAGCUUGAAUAUAUUCAAGAGAAGAUUAAUUAUUUCAAAUAUUCCAUAAAUUUUAACACAGAGUUUAAAUUUUCUUUCUACUCUGCCUGCAAUAGUGCAUUUCAAAGAAAAAAAUCUAAAACUGCAUUAAAAGCUUCUACUUCACAUAAUGUGGAUAUAGAACUUGAAAACAAUUUGGAAAAUAAUAUUAGUAUUGAUUUGGAUGAAAAAUCAGAAGCAGAACAAAUUAUUUCAUUCAAUUUGAUGAUAAAAUCAUCUACUGGUCCAACAUUGCCAUCUAAAUGGGUAGAAAUAGAAGCAUCAUCACUAGAUGAUAUUCUUGCAUGUGUGCAUCAAUACGUUGUAAAAUUAACUGGUGAUAAAGAGAUAAUGCAUUCAGAUUACUUAGUAUCAUAUAAACCAGAAAAAGCUGAAGGAGUUGGAACACAAUUGAUGGACGCACAAGAUUAUAAAAAAUUUCUUUUGGAUUACAAAAAAUUGUUGGAUAAAAAGAAAAAUAUAGUGAUUUUAGUAUCUUUAAAAAAGAAAAAGCAGAAGAGAAAGGAGAUUUCAGAUUCUGAAGAAUCAAAUGAUGAAGAGGUCAGUGUACAUAAAAGGAAAAAUGCAGUUCCAAAAGUAGAUGAUUUUUCUGCAAUUUUACAACAAGAAGGGCUUAUAAUUCAUGAAUUAAGAGAGCAAUACAAGUGUAAUCAACAUGGUGCGUCAUGUUUUGUUGAUGAUAAAAGAUAUAUAAAGCUUACUGCGAUGCAUUUUCAGUGCUGGGCUAAGGAAAUUAUUCGAGGUACUACAGAUAAUACUCAGGUGCCAAAUUUACCAAUUUUUUCACGAUCUAACAGUGUUAAAGAAAAGCCCAAAGUAUCAACACCUAUGGUUUCCAAUUCAGAUCAUAAUACAGCGCCCAUUUUUUUUGCUUUUCCAUCACAAAUGAUUCAAUCAUUUGUGCAAAAUCCAACUACAAGUAGUUUACCAAAUAAUGUAUUAUCAUUUUCAAGACAACAACCAGUUCCAUCUCUUGAUGAGUUUUUUGAUGAAUUGUCAAGUAAAAAUGAAGAAUUUUUAAGAUUUAAAAGUACUUUUGAAGAUGAACAAAUUACUGUAGAUCAAAUUUGUGAUCUUACCGAUGCUGAAUUUGAUCAACUGGGUAUAAAUAAAAUUGGAUGGCGUAAAGCAUUUAGAGCUGCAGCACAACGUUACCAUCAAUAA